Ceratosolen solmsi marchali is the source of this 794-nucleotide messenger RNA. It is a transcript of the gene Lipt2, whose product is annotated as Lipoyl(octanoyl) transferase 2. NCBI's taxonomy places the organism in Eukaryota, Metazoa, Arthropoda, Insecta, Hymenoptera, Agaonidae. Gene Ontology annotation, molecular function: lipoyl(octanoyl) transferase activity. The record is from RefSeq and is a predicted model, not a curated record. Gene Ontology annotation, biological process: protein lipoylation. Bases 11 to 748 code for a protein of 245 amino acids. The transcript has a single exon.
AAAGUGUAGAAUGACUGCUAGAAUCGUAAAAGUUGUAUGGACUGGUCGUCUAAGCUAUAAAACUGGUCUACUCUUACAAAAAUCUUUGAUAAACCGACAUCACGAGAAGCCGCAGAAUGACAGUCCGAAUAGCCUUGUACUCUUAGAGCAUAAUCCAGUAUAUACUGUUGGAAUUCGUAAUAAAAUUUACACUCAUGAAGAAGAAUCACGACUCAGAGCUCUCAAUGCUGAAUUUUAUCGCACGAAUCGUGGUGGUCUUAUAACAUUUCAUGGACCAGGACAGCUGGUCGCCUAUCCAAUAAUCAACCUUAAAGAUUUUCGCACAAAUGUACGUUGCUAUGUAUCAAAAAUCGAACGUAUGAUUAUUAGAUUGUGUGCAGAAUUUGGACUUAAGGGUAAAACAUCUCCUGAUACUGGAGUAUGGAUAGAGGAUAGAAAAAUUUGUGCAAUCGGUAUUCAUGCCAGUAGAUUUGUCACAAGUCAUGGACUUGCACUUAACUGCAACAUUGAUCUAGAUUGGUUUGAGCAUAUUGUACCUUGUGGUAUCGAGGGCAAGAGCGUAGCGAGUCUAAGCAAAGAACUUUUGACCAAUAUUAGCGUACAUGAUGUAAUUCCAGUCUUAAAGAGAGCCUUUUCAGAUGAAUUUCAAUGCAACAUGCUUGAUAUGACUGAGGAAGAAAUCUCAUCAUUAUUUAAUGAAUGUAGGGACACCAAUGAAAUUAAUUUUUCUACAUCUGGUAAAAGUUGACAUAGCACUAUAAUACACUCUUCACUUAUAAAAGAUAUUGUAUUAU